Messenger RNA from Danio rerio (zebrafish), 1962 nucleotides. It is a transcript of the gene shhb, whose product is annotated as sonic hedgehog signaling molecule b. NCBI's taxonomy places the organism in Eukaryota, Metazoa, Chordata, Actinopteri, Cypriniformes, Danionidae. The record is from RefSeq and is marked provisional. Gene Ontology annotation, cellular component: endoplasmic reticulum membrane; endoplasmic reticulum; Golgi membrane. Gene Ontology annotation, molecular function: peptidase activity. Gene Ontology annotation, biological process: protein autoprocessing; animal organ development; cell fate commitment.
GCUGUGACAGCCAACCUCCAAUGUGCUCAUUCAGUGGCUAUCGAGAGCGGUCGUUAUUGCACCUGCUUCGGUAGUGGUCGUUGGGCAGCAUCCAUCCGGUUCGCGCGAGAAGACCCUGAGAGUGACUAAACUUUAAAGACCAGAAGAGAUAAUUCAAACGUCAUGGACGUAAGGCUGCAUCUGAAGCAAUUUGCUUUACUGUGUUUUAUCAGCUUGCUUCUGACGCCUUGUGGAUUAGCCUGUGGUCCUGGUAGAGGUUAUGGAAAACGAAGACACCCAAAGAAAUUAACCCCGUUGGCUUACAAGCAAUUCAUCCCCAACGUUGCCGAGAAAACGCUUGGAGCCAGCGGCAAAUACGAAGGCAAAAUCACAAGGAAUUCAGAGAGAUUUAAAGAGCUGAUUCCGAAUUAUAAUCCCGAUAUCAUCUUUAAGGACGAGGAAAACACAAACGCUGACAGGCUGAUGACCAAGCGCUGUAAGGACAAGUUAAAUUCGUUGGCCAUAUCCGUCAUGAACCACUGGCCCGGCGUGAAACUGCGCGUCACUGAAGGCUGGGAUGAGGAUGGUCACCAUUUAGAAGAAUCUUUGCACUAUGAGGGACGGGCAGUGGACAUCACUACCUCAGACAGGGAUAAAAGCAAGUAUGGGAUGCUAUCCAGGCUUGCAGUGGAGGCAGGAUUCGACUGGGUCUAUUAUGAAUCUAAAGCCCACAUACACUGCUCUGUCAAAGCAGAAAAUUCAGUGGCUGCUAAAUCAGGAGGAUGUUUUCCUGGGUCUGGGACGGUGACACUUGGUGAUGGGACGAGGAAACCCAUCAAAGAUCUUAAAGUGGGCGACCGGGUUUUGGCUGCAGACGAGAAGGGAAAUGUCUUAAUAAGCGACUUUAUUAUGUUUAUAGACCACGAUCCGACAACGAGAAGGCAAUUCAUCGUCAUCGAGACGUCAGAACCUUUCACCAAGCUCACCCUCACUGCCGCGCACCUAGUUUUCGUUGGAAACUCUUCAGCAGCUUCGGGUAUAACAGCAACAUUUGCCAGCAACGUGAAGCCUGGAGAUACAGUUUUAGUGUGGGAAGACACAUGCGAGAGCCUCAAGAGCGUUACAGUGAAAAGGAUUUACACUGAGGAGCACGAGGGCUCUUUUGCGCCAGUCACCGCGCACGGAACCAUAAUAGUGGAUCAGGUGUUGGCAUCGUGCUACGCGGUCAUUGAGAACCACAAAUGGGCACAUUGGGCUUUUGCGCCGGUCAGGUUGUGUCACAAGCUGAUGACGUGGCUUUUUCCGGCUCGUGAAUCAAACGUCAAUUUUCAGGAGGAUGGUAUCCACUGGUACUCAAAUAUGCUGUUUCACAUCGGCUCUUGGCUGCUGGACAGAGACUCUUUCCAUCCACUCGGGAUUUUACACUUAAGUUGAGACUGCUGCUGUACAUUAUCACUAUGUGGGACUCAAAUGUAUCUUUAUUUUCUGUAAGAAAAGCCUUAAAGUGUUCAUUGAAUAAUUUAUUUCUAUUGGAUCACCUGUCUCUGGAAACGUACCCACCAAUUCAAGCAUGAUGUGACCGUUUUUGUGUGCGCAUUUUGUGAAACAUACAAGAGAUUAUAUGAGAUAUGAGAAAGCGCAGGGCUGUGCAGUGUGCAGCGCUCUAUUUUAUCGGAUAACCAUAAAGGAUGGCGCUCAAAAGUUAUAUUUUUGUACUCAGAUUUGUAUAUUAGAUUUUUGAUGGCUCUAAAAGCAUUUCCAGUAUCACAUUUCGUUAUUUGAAAUAGUGCAAAGUAAGCGUAUUAAAUUUAUGUAAACACUUGGGGAUGUAUCAAUGAACUGUUCAGGGUCAUUAUGUUUAGAUAGCCUAUGUCAAGUGGCAUUGUUUUGACAAACGGGUGUGUAUUCAUUACACUAACAGUUUUUUUGUUUAAAUGUACAUUUCUUGACAGAUUACUCAAAAUAAAUCCAUAGUACGCAGUG